Messenger RNA from Candidula unifasciata, 1536 nucleotides. Lineage: Eukaryota; Metazoa; Mollusca; Gastropoda; Stylommatophora; Geomitridae. The record is from the annotation of a GenBank genome assembly.
AUGUGCCUCUCUACACUGUUUGUUAAUCCUUUGGAUGUGGGUAUGACGAAAAACAAGACCAAGAAACAAAUCAAAGCCGGAAAGGCUGUGAAAAACUUCACCAAAGAACUGGUAAAAGAAGACGACAACUUCACAGUGAUGGAUACACCCAGCUGUUCAAAAAUGAACUCCUCAAUUGUUUCUUCAGUUUACCUGUUCAGUUUGACGUUCAUAAUUCUUGCUCUAUCAGUGAUAAUUGGAUUUGUGUCUUACAUACAGACGUAUAAUUUUGCUGACAAAUCAGCAGAGAGGUUUUCUUUCAAAACUGGAGAUUCUGAGCACCAUAUAUCUUCCCAAGAAGGAGUAGUUUUACAGGAAAAUGAGGAUGAAGUUUUUCCGUCAGAAUCUGUUUUAAUCGAUGAGCUUCCAAAUAGUCAAAUCUUAUCAGAAAAACUAGAAACAAGUUCCAAAUCUAUGCCUAAAAAGUUCAUGGAGCACAGAAAACUACUGAAGUCGUACAGAUUUGAUUAUGAAAAGGCUAUGUCGGCUAGAGAAGAAGCGAUGAAGAAAUAUUCCUUCCCCUAUUCGGUCGAUGGUGUUGAUAAACGGAGCAAUUUGUCAUUGGAGGAGUUCUACGACGUUUAUGAUGGGAAAUGGCCUGUCAUUAUCACGGAUGUUAUUCCGACAUGGCCAGCUGCAAAUUGGUCUGCAAAGACAUUGAAGGCCAAAUACGGGGAGGCCAGAGUGGCUAUGAUGACGUACAAUAUUUUAAACCAGUCUGACUAUGGCAAAGAUCGAGAAGGCUACUCGGUGCCGCUGGGAAUCUUUCUGGACCACAUCAACGUGAGCAGCCACAGGUCGUGGACUUAUUUACAAGACGAGGUUUUUCUGGCACAGUAUCCUGAGCUGCGGGCCCAGGUUUUGGAGACUAUAUACACCAGAGAGGAUUUCUUCAAUCUCUUUCCUAAAGAGAUCCGACCCUGGGACUGCCUGCUCCUGUGGGGGACGUCCUAUUCCAGGUCCACCCUACACAUUGACCCUUACAACUGGACAGGCACCAAUGCGGUCUUCAGUGGACAGAAGCGGUGGAAGCUGCUGCUUCCUGGCCAGGACGGGCUUCUGAGUGUCCACCAAGAUGCCACAUGUGGGUUUCCUUUGGAGUGUCAGAAAUAUAAUAGCAAGUAUGACACAUAUGUAGAGACGGAUCAGAUGAAACGGAAGUUGAAGAAACUGAAGUAUUUGGAAGUUGAUCAAAUGCCAGGAGAGAUGCUCUUUAUUCCUACUGGCUGGUUUCAUCAGGCGUUCAACGUGGUACCCACUUUGGCUGUAUCAGGGGAGCUGAUGAAUCGCAACAAUUACCUGGCAGUGCUAGAGGAAAUAUUCCAAAUUGGCAACCUGCCCCGGUCCGUACUGCCUCAUGAUGUUGAGAACUUGAGCCCACAGGAGUUGGUGAAAUUUGUUAUGUCCAAAAUGCCACAGAAAAUCCUCGACCACGGAGCUGAGUGGACCAGAAACAUUAUUGAAAACUUGUAUAACCCAUCGCGACAGAACCAGUGA